Molecule: messenger RNA, 679 nt
Organism: Moneuplotes crassus
Lineage: Eukaryota; Ciliophora; Spirotrichea; Euplotida; Euplotidae
Source: the annotation of a GenBank genome assembly
AUGAAGGGCUGAGACACAUUGUCCGAACACCACAAUCCCUCAAGAGCGAAUUUCCAGUACUGUUUACAUAUUAGUAUUAAGCAAAUACUUUGAUUCAUCAGACCCUCUAAACCCGGUGAAGAACUAUACAAAUUCAAAUUCUCACGUGUCUUUAUCAGCUUCAAAUAAUAUAAGAACAUCUUGUAAACUAAAUAGGAACAGAUAUACAAUCAAUGACUGGCAUGCUUUACUCACUGGGUCGACUAAAGGAGAAUUCCUGGACUUUAAUGGUUGUGACAACCAAGCAAGUAAUGAUCCUGAUGGAGCCACUUCAACGUCAAUAGGAUUCCAAAUAGAUGGGCUGGUUAAUGAGUACGAAACUACAGUUAUUAGUUUCCUCGAGAUUCUUGGGCAAGCAGGAGGUAUUUUCGAGAUCCUGUUCCUAAUGUUCUCAAUUGUUUUAAGAGUCUUUACAAAAUUCCUAUUACAAAAGGAAAUUAAGAAGGUUCAAAAUAAAGAAAAACUAAAGGAAGAGUGGUUCACUUAUCCAACUCAAAAUCCUCUUGAGUUUCGUAAAAAUAAGAGAAGGAACAAAAUUAAGAGUAUUGCUCUCGAGUCUAUGGGCAAAUACAGAAUGUGCAACCGUAAUACAAAUAGCCAGAAGUACAAUCCUGUUGAAGACCGAAGCCAGUGAAAUUAG